UGCAUACACGGCAGCAGCAAUCAUCUACGUACCAAAGCGAGCGUUGGUCGGCUCAGUUCUCAUUCAAAUCGCUCACGGUGCGGAACGCGAAAGUUGUUGUCUGCCUUCGCGUCCACGGUCGAUACCGCGGCGGUACCUAUUGCCUACUGGUUGAUUGUUGGUUGGUUCGUGGUUUUGGUUGUCUGCUAGUGCAUUGGUCGAUUUAAAGCACCACAUCGCGAAUUCAGUGAUUUAGCUUAGCCCGCUGAAAAGUGGUUCUUGGCAGGUGACUGUUUUAAGAAUAUCGCUCAGGUUUACGCAAAAGUUGCAGCACAUCAGAAGCGCCUAGUAGUCUCUGGUGUUAAGCAGAGUGCAGAUCUGUCCAUCGCCGUGGGUUGCUAUGUUUUAGCAGCCGCCGCCAUCUUGCUGCCCGAAUCCAUGGCCUACUGAAGAAACCCGAACUGGGGGGAUGUUGCGUGCGUAUGAGUGUAUGCAAGUGUUGUUGGGCUGAUGCUGAUCCGCUGCAAAGUUGAAAAUGCGGCAGUAAUGUUACGUUUUUGCAUCACUGUCCGAUGAAGGAUGUACGCCGCGGUGUGAAAUCAUUUUCGGAAUUGAGAAAACAACCAAUUUGGCCUUAGGCCAAAAUUUCAAACCUAUAGUGUGCUUGUUGGAAUGUGCAUACCGACAGUCGACUGGUGGUGAAAACAACAAAGAAUAAUCAAUAUUGAAGCUGUGAGAGGAAAAUCCAUAGGGUGCGGUGUGGAGUGUGCUGUUGGAAGUGAGGGGUGGUAUCGAUUUUUUGAUACAUUUUCCGGCGCAUGUAGAGAGUGUGAGCGAAGAAGAAGCAGUGAGGAAACAGAGUGGUUGCAUGAUUCGAACCUUCGUUUCAAUGAGGGUGGAUAGUCCUUUUUAUUCCCGUUGACUUCAGCACAGUGGUGUGGAAGGUGCUACAACCAGAAGCAGUGUGCAGUGAGUGUACGAAUAAGUCAAUAAAGUUUUUUCUCAAAAGUUAAGAAAAUUAGGUGUGACAUGCGAAAAAAUAAUAAAACAUCAGAUAGGGGAAAAUUUAAUAAAAUAAAACAAAAAUAGGCUGCACAUGGCCAGACAAGUAGAUGGUCUUAAAAAGAUAAAGGUAAGACCAAGAACUACCGAAAAGGGGAAAGCAAAUAAGCAACUCAAGUGCGGUGGUGCAAACCGGCAGAGCAAAGUGCAAGAAGCCCACACAACAACGGCGCGACACCGACUCGAAGGCGACAACGGGGAAUGACAUUGCCUUGCCAUCCGACGAACGAAAAGGUGAGCGAUUGCAGUCAGCCCUUUUUUCUGGAUCGCGUGCAAGAGUCUUCUGGUUGCCUCCAUCCCCAUACCGGACGAACAAAAAUCGAUUGAAGUAUUUCGUCACAGCCGAAAAAUUGUUUGCAAACGCGUGCUGAGAAAACCACACACCUCGACUAUCGGCGAUAAUCUGAAGUUAUCAGUGUGGUUCCGGUGAAAAUUGCGGUGCAUCGUCCGAUACGCAAAAAAUAUCUGUUAUGUGUUAUGAUGAGUGAAUAGUGCAGUAAGGGUAUAAUUUGGCAAUCCAGUAAAGCAAAGAAGAAAAAAAAAAUCAAAUUGAUCGAAAGUUUCGCGAUUGAUGUUUGUGCCUGUCGCAAUCCACUUCAAUUGCCAUCAGUGUGCCUAGUUGAAGAGCAUCAUCGAUCGGCCAAACACAGGCCUUCGGCAUAAUAUGUUGGCAUAUGAUGUACAACAGCCUCAGAGAUGUGUGAAUGAUUCAAAGUGUUAAGUUUCAUAAGUUUCAACAGCAGCAGCAGCCUAUCCAUUCAAAGAAGCUCGAUCGAUUGAAAGUGAAAAUGGAAGCAAUCGAUGGCUCCACCAGUAGAAGAGCCAGUGGUAAUAAUGGUCGUAGAGGCGUUGCUUUGAAUAGAGUAAUCGUGAAAAUGACUGAAACACCCCAGGGCCGGUACUCAACACUGGGUGCCUAAAGAUGAAGUGUUAAUUAGGAAAUUUAUCGAAGCAUCAACGAAACAAAAGGGAAAUUCUAGUAACCGAAAUUUAAAGUACAAAUCGUGAAAAAUUGUGGGGUACCCAGGGGGUGGGAUUAUAGUGCUGUAUUGCCACUGAAUAAGGCUGAGAUGGAGUAUAGCAAAGGUGAAAUGACUGCAGGUUCUACCGGGCAGCAGCAGCAGCAGCAGAUGGCGCGAAUACAAGACUAUAGCACCGUGAGCACGUCGAUGCCGAAUUUGGGCCAGGGUGAACAGGAUAAUCUGAAAAAGAGCAUGAUGUCCAUCCACCAGGAGCUCGACCAAAUGGGCAUCAAAAACGACCAACCGCCAGCGUACACGCAGGCCGUCGCCGGGGACGACGUUCACGGCACGGACAGCAGCGUUGACAACGACAACGUGUGCCAGACCGGGUGGCCCAAUAUGCCGGGGGCCAUUCCGGGGAUGGCAAACAAACCGGCCGGCUGGAUGGAUGGGCUGUUCGGGUGUAUGCGGCCGGUGCUGUCGCUGAUCGGCAAAAGCCACAUCAUGGAGAUGAAGAGCAAACAGACUGAAGACUGGGAAAUUCCCUUCGAUACCAUUACCGAUCUGGUGUGGCUCGGCGCCGGCGCCCAGGGGGCCGUUUUUCGGGGAAAACUGCGGAACGAACUGGUCGCCGUUAAGAAAGUCCGCGAGGUCAAGGAAACGGACAUCAAACACCUGAGGAAGUUGGACCACGAGAACAUUGUGAAAUUCAAAGGCGUAUGUACCCAGGCGCCAGUGUUUUGCAUAGUCAUGGAAUUCUGCCCCUUCGGGCCGCUGCAUCAGAUCCUGGCCCUGGACGGCAUGGAUAUCGUUUCGCCGCAACGGUUGGUGUCCUGGUCGCUGCAGAUCGCACACGGCAUGCAGUAUCUCCACUCGCAUAAGAUCAUCCACCGAGAUCUGAAGAGUCCCAACAUUCUGAUAGGCGAAGGAGAGGUGAUCAAGAUCUCCGAUUUCGGAACAUCGCGCGAGUGGAACGACAUCAGUACAAAGAUGAGCUUUGCCGGUACGGUUGCCUGGAUGGCACCGGAGGUAAUCCGCAACGAGCCCUGCAAUGAAAAGGUCGACAUCUGGUCCUACGGGGUGGUCCUGUGGGAAUUGUUGACCUGUGAGGUGCCAUACAAGAACGUAGACUCGUCGCAGAUCAUCUACGGCGUGGGCAACAACUCGCUCUACUUGCCAAUUCCUUCCAGCUGUCCGGAGGGCUUUAAGCUGCUCAUUAAACAGUGCUGGAGCCCCAAGCCUCGCAAUAGGCCCUCGUUCAAAAUCAUCCUGACACACUUGGAGAUCGCGGGCAGUGAAUUGCUGAGCCAAUGCAUCAAGGAGCAGGAGUACUACGAAACGCAAAAAUCCUGGCGGGAAGAGAUCCGCGGCCACAUGCAAAAACUGACCAGCAGUGGGAUGGACAUCCAGAAGUACGAGCAAGAGCUGAUCAAAAAGCGGAAGGACGAGUGGAAGCAUGCUCAAGACAUCCGAAUGGUGUACCAGCGAAAGCUGGAAAGGACGAAUACCAUGUACCUGCAGCUGAGUGCGAUCUACGUGCAGCUGAAACAGAAGGAGAGGGAGAUUGCAGAACGCGAAAAGCAACUUCCCGGCUACAAACCCCGAAAGUGUGGCAACUUACUCAAGCGAAGUGGAGAAAAACCCAGUCGAAAACGUACAGCAGCAAACAUUCCGCCAACGAUGCUAAGCCCAACUCAACAGUCGCAUGCCCCGACACCAUUCCCCACUGGGACGCAGGUCGUCCCUGGUGAAUCCACUACCCCUAGUCCAACUUCGGCCCCCAACACUCCCAUGAAGGCCACCCUAUAUGCUCAAUUAGAUGGUACGAACAACAGCCCCAAAUCGGUGGUCAUCAUUCCUCCUGGAGUGGUGACCUCCGGUUCCAACUCAGCGGGGCGGACGAAAAAGUUCCGCCACAGACGGGUCGGUUCCGGAACGUUCAACUCGCCCAAAUCCAGCCCCAGCCGGGAUCGGCGAGUCCAGAGCGAACCGGAAACCCGCCACGUGAAACUCGUCGAUACCGAAACGCAAACCGACGCGAUGGAUAUUAGUGAGACUGAUGCGAGCCCUAGUCCUAACUUGGCCUCGAAACGAAUGUCGACCAGCCUACGGGAAGAGGCAGAUCUCGAGGGACGACUCCAGCGGGAUCCGAAUACGGAUUUGAGUCCAACCCAAAGGCCACAAACGCCACCGCCGCAAGGAUACCGAUGCGGAAAGCCCCAGUCCGAAGACGACGGAGAAGUGCCUGAAGAUGAAGAGAAUGGAAACUCGAUCUCCACUCCGAUGACGAAUAGCCGAAGCAGCGACAUGCUGACGAGUAGCAACCACCAGCAACACCACAGUCCUCUGCGUGAUCUGGACGAUGAGGAUGAAGGAGAAGACCGAGGUGUUUGCUCGAGUCCAGAUCCCAUCAUGGAUGUAAUGAAUAGCAAUGAACGGUUGGAUCGGGACUGUAGUGAUGACGAUAAGAUCGACACGUUAAACCGGAAGGUGAGCUUCAUCUCGGAGAAGCUUCAGCAGCAGAGUGUGAGCGCAGGUGGAGUCGGCGGCGGUGGUCACGUGCAACAACUAACGGACUACAGUAACAUCCUGAACGACAACAACGUGAUUGUGUAUCGCGCCAACAAGAUGCUGAACGGAAGCUUCGGAAAGGGAAGCAACCGGGUAGACGGUGGUGGAGCUAUCCUGAUGAAACAUCCGACUGCGGGAAGCAACCUGAAUGCGGGAGGCAGUGCAGUGGGAGCGUAUAUGUACAGUGGAAACGGAGUGGUGGACGAUCACCAUCUGGCGAGGCAGAACGAGGAACAAUGCAAUGACAGCUGGACUGACGAGGAAGGUGAAGAUCCCAUUGAACUGUACAACUAUGCGCUACGACGAAAGAGCAUUGCUCGUCUUCCCAUCAAGCGUGGCCGUCGCAGUAAGAUGUUCCAGAGCUCAACCCUCCCAGCCAGCCCUACUGCAUCCGCUCAGUGCUAUCACCAUCCUACCUCGCCGUCGUCCAGUGGUGCUUCACCGUCGCCUGCCGGUCUCGUUGGAGGCGACCCUGCCGCCGGGGCGCCCAUUUCCAUCGUCCACGCCAAACACCCAUCGAACGUGACCAUCUCGGACGAGGAGAACACCUCCGAGUACAGCCACGACCCGUCCAGUCAGCGAUCGACGCUGGAAAGCAACCCGGAGCUUCCGGCGGCCCUCCGGCACCACCAGCGGAUCAAGCAGCAACCGCCCAUGCACAAGAGUACGACGUCGGCCAAGGACACCGACGAUGACGACGACGAUGAUGAUGAUGAGGACGACGACGAGGUCGGAAUCGACUCCGCCAACAACGACUCGUGCGAUUCGAGCUCGGACGAGGAUAACGAAAGGGUUGGGGUGCAGCAGGGCAAGAAAUGUCGCCGCGUCGCCAACAAGGACGUGGAGAACGGGAACAGUUACUAGGAAGGGACUGGUAAGCGAGGGGGGGGGAGGGAAAGCGAAGGAGUGAGCGAAUGUGAUUUAUGGAAGAUCUUUUCUUUUUCUAAGCACACCUGAAACAAACUUGUCGAAUUCGGUGUUGACAUAUAAUUAGUAAAUAGUGAAGUUUACCGAAGUUCGGUAAACUUUCUCCACAAGAUCGAUAAAACUUGACGAAAGGUCGGUAGAAACGUACCGAAGAUCUGUGUAAGGCUUUACCGGCGUUAGGUGAACCUUACCCAUUCCUAACACCGAACUCGAUGAUUUCUGUUCUGGUGUGCUGGCAAUCUGUGUUGAGAUUAGUUGUUAAUCUUUGUACUCUUUGUGGAGCAAUACUAUGUUUAGGAUCGUUUUUUUUUUUGUUCGUUAGAUAAGUGUGUCUAUUCUACGGGUUUCGGUCCAAAGGAACGAAUCCCUCUUUCCCUGUUCCAUUCCGUUUCAGCAUUGUGAGAAAAGACUUUAAUAUAUAAGAAGCGAUAUUACGCGGAAUAAUAUUAACUUAAUUGUAUAUUAACAGAGAGAUAUGAUGUAGACUACAUACGCGAGUAGUAGACUUACGACGGAUUAUGAGUCGAAAACAAAAAAAAGAAACAGCAGGAACUAUGUUAAGAGUAAUGUAUUGCAUUGAACAAUUCUGCCCUUGUUGGCUAGUACGGGGACGCAGAAUUGAGCUACCUUAUGUGUAAAAAUACCUCCGUGAGAAGUUAAUUGUACCCCCAAUUAUGUAAAUUAUUAGUUUUUUACAACUCUGAGUUUAUAAAAGUGAUACAAAUCGUGAUUAUUUUUUCGUGUACAAGCAUAGAGAUACGCAGCACGCAUACGAGGAAAUCGAUGUGAAAUAUAGGAAAUAAUUAUACAGCUACACACUUAA
This is a messenger RNA of Aedes albopictus (Asian tiger mosquito), 6324 nucleotides long. It is a transcript of the gene wnd, whose product is annotated as mitogen-activated protein kinase kinase kinase 13. NCBI's taxonomy places the organism in Eukaryota, Metazoa, Arthropoda, Insecta, Diptera, Culicidae. Gene Ontology annotation, biological process: protein phosphorylation; signal transduction. The transcript has 7 exons. Gene Ontology annotation, molecular function: ATP binding; protein kinase activity. Gene Ontology annotation, cellular component: cytoplasm. The record is from RefSeq and is a predicted model, not a curated record. Bases 2112 to 5438 code for a protein of 1108 amino acids.